ACACGAUCGCUCUACCUCAGUGCUGGGAGACCGCCCGACCGACCGCCCGCUCGCUCGUUCACCCGCCCGCCACUUGCCUCUGUCUGUCUACACGUGCCUCUCUACAAGGCUGAAACACCCUCGCUCCUCACUUGCUCCGUCACUGGACAUUCACUGGCACUGGAGGAAACACGUCCGACUCAACUUAAUGGAAACUUGGAAACUUUAGUCAUGUUUCUCAGAACGUUUGUUCAAAGCUGUACACAUUAUGAAUUCAAGGAGUAAACGUAUAACUGUGAUCUCGUUUUCCUCUGAGGGUAGCGGCGUCAACACCACCCCCCGGGCACCCUGGUCUUGAAUUAGUUAGCCGGGUAGGGCUGGACGAUGGGAGGGACAGGAUGUUACCUCAACCCCCCAGCUGUGCCGGGUUAUUUUGCCAGUGGUCAAUGAAACAAGCAGACCUAGUCCUAAGGCUGUGUAAUGGUCAAAUGCACCCGGUUGCCCGCGGGUAAGGAUCAGUAGACUCGGUGUCGGAAGUACUGUGAGAUCUAACAGCUACCAUUCUUACGGAUUUGCGGAAAUUGUUUACCUCUUAGUAACCUGUACCAUUGAACGGAGUAGGAGUGUUAUUUGGUGUGUGUGUAAUAUUGUGUCCAGUGAUAUCACUCAGCACAGUCCAAGUUGCUGUACAUGGGGAGUACUCUUCAUGUGGCGACACACAACGCACUUACAUCAGAGGGAACCAUUCACUGCUUGUAUGGAGGAUGAGACAUCGGCCCUUGCCACAGUAUCAGUGUACAUUAAUGUGCGAUGUGUGCCCAUACGUGAGUAGUGUACCUACAAAGAAAACAAAGGUGUGUCCCACCCACCCUGGCUGCUGAUUCCCGGGUGUCACCCCACCCCCGCCUCAACCCCUGCCUGUCCGGCUGAUGGGCGUUAUCGGCCUGGGGCCCGCCAUGCUGGGGAGAGUCGGUGGGCUACUGGUGGUCAUCCUUCUUCUCUCCAUGUGCCUCGGCAACGUCGUCGGUCGGUCGCGCGGACACAGUCGCCUGUCGUUGUGGAUAGAUAAAGCUCAGAUCAGAGAACUUAUUGGGACUGAAUUAGCAAAGGACAUACCCAUUAUUUCGGACGGUAGAGUCACACCAUUUCUGAACUAUCCCGGAUUGUCUGCAUCAAUGGUCAUUCCGCCAGACGUGGAUUCCGUCAACCUUACGUGGAAGGCAGGCAAUGAGAAUUUCAAGUACUGGUUUGAGAACCUGACGUCCCUGAAUACAUCCCUGCUGUAUAACCCUUUACUAAGCAUUCCGACCCAGGGCUGGAUACCACACGGGCAGACAGUAUUUCAGAUGUCAAUACCGUGUACGGGAAAAGAGAAAGGUGUUGCAUCUCUACUGCUGGGGCUCAGGAUCUACAACAACAAAAGCGGUCUUGCCUUGGAAGGCACGCCGAUUUCCUUCACUCUCAAGAAGGAAUGUCACGCAUUUGACACAAGCUCCCUGUGCGAGUCCGAAUGCGAGAACGGGGGCACAUGCACGGAGGUCGGCGAAUGCUCGUGUAUGCAGGGAUUUGAGGGCAAGUUUUGUCGUCUAGCCCUCUGUAAUCCGAUCUGUCAGAACAAUGGAACGUGCAUAUCUCCCGAAGUGUGCGCAUGUCCGGAAGGGUAUACUGGGACUCACUGUGAGAAAGCCACCUGUGGGCGUACCUGUGAGAACGGUGGGCGGUGCCUGCCCGAGGGGUACUGCUGGUGCACAAAGGGGUACUAUGGGGAGGCGUGCGAAUACAGUCACUGCAACAACAGCCCGUGUGAGAAUGGAGGUACAUGUAUCGGCCCAAUCAGAUGUCAGUGUUCUGCGGGUUUCUCCGGCAACCAGUGUCAACACAGCAAUACGGACCGGCCGCGGCGCAGUGAUGACCGGAGGCGCAAUACAGACAAAAACAAACGAAAUCCAAGCAGAAAGAAAAAACGACGGACACGGAAGGACCGGAAAGAGAGAAAAGCUGAAUUCGAAAAGAAGCUGUUGAAAACAGAAAAACGCAUUCUGAAGAUUAUCAAGCGGAAGUCUAAAGUUUGGAGUUUGACCAGAGAAGACAGGCGUGUGUUUCGUAAACUGCUGCGCGAAAGUCAGCAACGGACUUUACUCAUGAAAGAGAGAAACUGGCUCUCGAAAAUAUUGACACGGGAAAAAGAUAAACUUACAAAUAAAGAAAAGCUUAAGUUGAAGCGCUAUAAGAAACUGAUAAGGAUGGGAAGACGACGAAAGCCCAAAAAGAAGCAGUACGUGUAGUUGUGCUGAGAGAGCGAGAACACUUUGGGGAUGUGUGAAGCACACGACAGCCAGUGAUUCAGGUUGUACGUGAACAAUUCACGAAGGUGUAAGUGAUUAUGAGCGGACGAUUGAAUAUCGCCAUAAGUUUGGGCAUAUACUUUUGACUGGUUCAUAAUUAUUUGAUGAAACGGUUAUGCUGAUCGGGUGGUGUUGCUAUGGAUAAUAGGCGGGUGGGGAGUUGGAACCCGGAAUAUAUGAAUUUCGAAUUAAAUAUUGUCUUCCUUUAACGUGGGCAUAUUUGACAUGUAUAUUUAUAAGCUUUAAUAUGACCAAAGAUACCUGAUUCUCCGAAGCAGAGAAACAUAUCCGUGUAGAUCCGUGCUCCAGCCUUGACUGAUGGGAUGACCAAUGCCAAGAGAUAGUAUAGUGACCAGUUGACAAGAAUGGGAGUAGAAGUGCUCUUAUACGCAAUGUUCUGCUCCGCAACGGUCGGUGUCACGCAACCAUAUAAACACGCCGCGCCCGGAAGUACAUUCUUACGUUCGAAUCCUUCUUUCCCAUGCCUCGUACCUCCUUGAAAAACUCCGUAAGAAAAACAUCAACCUACUAAUGUGAUGUGCCAUCUCUCCACUGUACACCCCGCAACAAAAACAUCAACCUACUAAUGUGAUGUGCCAUCUCUCCACUGUACACCCCGCAACAAAAACAUCAACCUACUAAUGUGAUGUGCCAUCUCUCCUCUGUACACUCCAGUGGGGGGAGGGAGGCUUAGAGAUGGAAGAGAAUGAAGGCUUAGAGAGGGAGGAGAAUGGAGGCUUAGAGAGGGAAGAAAAUGGAGGUUAGAGAGGGAGAGGAUGGAGGCUUAGAGAAGGAGGAUGGAGGCCUAGAGAGGGAAGAAAAUGGAGGUUAGAGAGGGAGGGGAUGGAGGCUUAGAGAAGGAGGAUGGAGGCUUAGAGAGGGAGGAGAAUGGAAGCUUAGAGAGGGAGGAGAAUGCAGGCUUAGAGAGGGAGGAGAAAGAUGGUGGCUUAGCGAGGGAGGAGAAAGAUGGUGGCUUAGAGAUGGAGGUUCUAGAUAGAAGGGGUGGUAGGUCGAUAGGCACAUAUAGGGGAUGUUGGAAGCUUUGAGAAGCUUUGAGGCCAACAGAGGAGAGGAGGACACAGGCCUAAAUGUUGUAUGCAAGGAAGCACAGAUAGAUGUUAGAGGCCUACGACGGAUGAGAGGCUAAGAAAGACAACACUGGAAGGCGGCUCAGAUGAGGGUAGGUGAGAGGGAGGGAAGUACGGUUGUGAGUCUACACAGGACGCCUGCCAGCAUGGGUUGUAUAUAUUGACUAGAGCAAUAAGUUACUGUUAUAUAUUCAUGACAUGAAUGUGAAAUAAAGCCCAAUUGUGAUUGUCCGUGUCA
Messenger RNA from Haliotis rufescens (red abalone), 3650 nucleotides. RefSeq names its product wnt inhibitory factor 1-like. Gene Ontology annotation, biological process: anatomical structure development. The transcript has 10 exons. Gene Ontology annotation, cellular component: cell surface; extracellular region. Gene Ontology annotation, molecular function: signaling receptor binding. Bases 909 to 2264 code for a protein of 451 amino acids. NCBI's taxonomy places the organism in Eukaryota, Metazoa, Mollusca, Gastropoda, Lepetellida, Haliotidae. The record is from RefSeq and is a predicted model, not a curated record.